Molecule: messenger RNA, 2677 nt
Organism: Cololabis saira (Pacific saury)
Lineage: Eukaryota; Metazoa; Chordata; Actinopteri; Beloniformes; Belonidae
Product: ras-related protein Rab-8A
Exons: 8
Coding region: 37-657 (206 amino acids)
Biological process (GO): neurotransmitter receptor transport to postsynaptic membrane; protein localization to plasma membrane; cellular response to insulin stimulus
Cellular component (GO): dendritic spine; synaptic vesicle; endosome
Molecular function (GO): GTPase activity; GTP binding
Source: RefSeq, a predicted model, not a curated record
GGGUGGGAUAUCCUUAGCAGCGAACUAGCUAAUAACAUGGCGAAGACGUACGACUACUUGUUCAAACUACUUUUAAUCGGCGACUCGGGCGUCGGGAAGACCUGCGUGCUUUUCAGAUUUUCAGAAGAUGCCUUUAACUCAACCUUUAUCUCCACUAUAGGUAUCGACUUCAAAAUCAGAACAAUAGAAUUAGAUGGAAAGAAGAUCAAACUACAGAUAUGGGAUACAGCAGGACAGGAGAGGUUCAGGACCAUCACGACUGCCUAUUACAGAGGAGCCAUGGGCAUCAUGCUAGUGUACGACAUUACCAAUGAGAAGUCCUUUGACAAUAUUAGGAACUGGAUAAGGAAUAUAGAAGAGCAUGCCUCAGCAGAUGUGGAGAGAAUGGUGCUUGGAAAUAAAUGUGACGUCAAUGACAAGCGACAAGUGUCAAAAGAAAGUGGAGAGAAGCUGGCGCUGGAUUUUGGCAUCAAAUUCAUGGAGACGAGCGCAAAGGCAAACAUAAAUGUGGAGAAUGCAUUCUUAACCCUUGCCAGAGACAUUAAAGCAAAGAUGGACAAGAAGCUGGAGGGAAACAACCCGCAGGGCAGCAACCAAGGCGUGAAGAUUACAGAACAGCCCAAGAAGAGCAGUUUCUUUCGCUGCAUGCUUCUGUGAGGAGAUGGCAGCGUCAGCAUCCACCAUCGCCUUAACUUUGUCCCCCACUGGACAGAACUGGACAGAGCACACCCUGAUUUCUGUUUUAUCCUUCUUUCCUCGUCGUCUUCCAUCUAAUCUCUCCUGUGAUUUAAUGUUGAAAAAGAAAAGUCUAUUCCUCCUUCAGUUUUCUCUCAACCUCUGCUGUGGCCUGUGUUAUAUACUGACACUUUGAACUUCAAUUCUCAUAUUUUAUUAAUUUCUGAAGGCUGCCUCCUGGUGAGACGCUGAGAACGAUCAAACCUUUUCUACCCGUAACCUUAAACUUUUUUUUUUUGCGAGACGUUAACUCUUUCGAAAGCGUUCUCACGUGGUGAAGUCUUAUUUAUUUCACAACACCCCGAAUUCUGCUACGUUUGCACUGACAGGGUGAUCUAGAUUUUAUUUUAUUUUUAUAUCCACAAUGUGUAAAUAUGGAUCACUGAUUAUGUUUCACCAUGUGAAAACGUGAUGCCAGUGCAUUUUACUCAUAUCUGAAGUGGAGUUUGCAUUAUACUCUCCACCAUUUCUUCUCUUCUUUUUUUUUUUGUAGGCUGAUACAUUCCAUUCCUUUUGCAAACACAUUCAUGUGCAGCACAAUGUAUGUAGAGCCUCUGUCUUGUCUGAAAUUAUUCAUGUGGUUGCAGAAAAGCUGAGAUUUAAGGGCUCACACAUUCCUUCUGUGGUAGCAUUUCCCAUUGUCGUAGGUGUUGCAAUUAAAACAAAAUUGAUAUGUUGUUGGUAAGAGGAACACAAGUAUUUAAUUCACCUCUGUGGGUGGAUAAGUCAGUACUUAAACCCAAAUACCUGUAAAGAAGGAAUCGCAGCAAUGAUGAAAUCAUUGUUUUAUGCAUUUGUACUUGAUCUGGUUCCAAUGGGGGAACAUAUACUGUCUUCUGGGCCUUGGAUUGGGGCUGUGUUGUAGCAGUAUUUAUGGAGAGGAGAAAAGACACAGCACCAAAAUGACAAAGUGCCCUUUAUGUUCUUAUUGAUUAUGCACUUUUUCCAUUUGUUCUUCCUGUUUAUAUAUACAUAUAUAUGUAUAUAUCUAUAUAUAGAUAUACACAUAGUAUGUAUAUAUGUAUGUAUGUAUAUGAAAAAAAAGUUCUUAAGAUUUAUUGACUGUUUCCUGUACGUCUUAACUGAAAGCAAAGAAUAUUGAUGCACAAAAUUUCCAUGUAACCUACCUGGGCCUAAUGUCAACAUCUGAGCACUGAGACCUCUGUUUCUGGUUGGCAUAUCAAAAGGUGCACAGCAAGCGAAGGAAACAUACCUAUAACCCCUGAUGAACUUGCCACAGCAUUCCCUCCCAUUAUUAAAAAUGGUUUAUCUUUGUUUUUGCUUAAAAUCAAUGCUUUUGAGGAUCCCAGCCAGCGUGUUGUCCACCUCUCACCAGAUAAUUCUGUAUCGUUGUGACCCAGCGUCAUGGCAGUCUGAACUAUGCAUUCGGGGUGCAUGAAAAACCUUAAACGGCUUUGCACAUGUGACUUGACUUAAGCUUUAUUUGAGAUUAGAAGGGUGCAGAAAAUUGCUGUUUCUCUGAAACGUUCCUUAGAGAGGUGUUCAGAUGUUAAUAGGAAACGAAUAGAAAUCUGGCUCUAAUCACAUCAGAGUUUUACUGUGGGAGAAAAUAGUUUCUUGGGUUGCUGAACAGCCAAUGAAUCAAUUAAUCUAGUGGAUUGGAAUAAAAAAAAUUCAGCUAAAUUUUCUUUAACUGGAUUGUAUAUUUGUCCAGCUUAAAGACUGAAAAUUCAGUAUUUCUUUGGGGUGGCAAGUCUUUCCCUUCCCGGAUGAUUUGGCCUAUAAGUGUACACAUCUUCAGCAAUUCCUAAUUAAAUUUGGUAUUUCCUCAAAGAUAUUUGAUGGACUAAAUAUGGAGAAAAUUUGCAAUUGUAAAUAAGAUCAACAAUGAUUGUACUGUAGUUUCAUAAAUCUUAUUGAUCUACACUUUUUGUAGAUGUGUGUACUUUUGAUGAUUUAUUAAAGAUUCUUAAGAAAUGUU